UCAUCGGAGAAGUAAAAGGAACGCUCGUGAAAGUAGAACGCGAGAAAAAGGAUCUGAAUGUGUUCAUGGAUAUAUCUAACGGUUUACAAAUUGACAGGAUCAAGAGCAACGGUUUGCUAUCUUCGUUAAAUUCAAGCAUUCACGAUGAUUUAUCGAAUAACUUAACGAUGGACGAGCCGACGUGUAUCCUUUCUCAAAAUAAUAACGUCAUAGAAAUGUCCCAGAUACGAUUGUAUCAGAUCAAACGGAAAUUGGAAAGUCUCGAUAACGUUUUACGAGCAUACAGCAUGUUAGACUCUUGCGUUACGAGAAAUGUCGAACGAUCGAAGGAAAAAAACAACGAGAUCCAAGCGAUUUAUCAAAACCUCGUCGAUACUCUCGACGCGAUAAAACUAGGGAUCGAGAAUAUCAACAAAACGAAGAGAAAUAAAAUUUCUUUCGAGAUCAACGCUAAGGAAUACAGCGACAAGAUGUUGCAAACGACUAGCAGCGAUUACGAAUUAUUUGAAAGUAUCGAUUCCGAGGGAAAUUCCUCGAUUUCCAUGAAAAGUUAUACCGAACGAUUGAUCGAGCAUCCGUUAGACUCGGCGAUCGUUGAUAAGAAUCAACGAAGCGAGAAACGAUCGAUUAAAACCGACGCAACGUUCGCGUUAUCUCGAUCCAAUCACGUCAUAAUACUGGAUCAAGAGUCUCUUCUAAACGAUUUCCAAAGGCAGGAUAAGAAAGAAUUAUCAGGCUUUCCCAAUUCGUUGGAAAUCGACGAGGAUCCAUCGAUCAUUUCUACGAACUCCAGUCAAUUGGAAAUAUCGAAAGACAGCGACUUGGAAAACGAGUCAACUGCGAUGUUAAUUCGGGAAGCUUUACAAUGCAAGAAAGAACUUUUGUCGCGUGUCAAGUUGCACAAGUUCUAUUCGAAUGUCGAGGUCAGGAAAGAAAGAGAAGAAACUACGGAGAACUUCAAGGACGUUGAUGCUGCUUGGCUGGACACGGAGAAAAGUUUCCAGUCAAAGUUGUUGGACAUCAUUACCGAAGAAUCUACCAGUAGUUGUACCGACAAAACUAGUAGAACUUAUAUAUUUCUUCAGAUGAAGCAAUCGAGCGAAAUGUCCGACGGUUCCUCGUCAUCGUCGAACAUGGAGAUAGACGAUGAAAAGCAAGAGAAUGACAAUACGAAGAACGGAAAGAUUACGUCAGAGACGUGUAACUCGUCGAAGGAAGCUUUACCCAUUGUCUCUUCCCAAUACUUCAGUUUCAACGAUCUCUCGAUCCUUCCGAAACAGCAAAAUAUUCCUUUCCGAAAACUUCCGAACGAUUCUAAAUCGUCUUUAGCUAAGAAAGAUAAGUCGAUAAAAAGUACAAAUUCGUUACAGGGUAAAAGACCGUACAGGGAAGUCGCGACUUGGGACGACGACGAUAUAGAUGACGAUCGAAAAAGGCAUUGUCAUCGUGACGACGAAGAAAAAAAUCGUUUAAUAUCUUCCAAGCGAUUACGUAAAGCUAGAAGCGUGCCUGAAUCUUUUCGUAAAAAAGGAACUAACAACGUUCGAAGAAAUAUCAACGAGGUUACGUUGAAAACCAUGAGAAACAUAAAUUCUAUGGAAUGGUUUGGGGAUACAGGAAACGAAGACGAAGAUACUAUUCUUCGAAAGAACGAAAACGAAGGAAUUAUCUCAUUUGGAACGGACGAUUUAUUGUCUUGGAAUCGAAUUACCGACUCGUCUAGCGGCGGAAGUAUAAAAUAUCAAUUUACGAUCGAUAACGGAAGCAUGACAAACUUUUUCUCAUCCAAAGACUCGAAUUUAGAAAUAUGUAACAAGUAUUCGUCGAACAAGGAAAAAGAUGAGACUGUCUACAAUCAGGAUUUAUCGUUAAGAAGACGUCCGGGUAUGCUUUCGUUCGCUCAAUUAAAAAUGAACACUUUACUGACCGAUGAGAACGAUAUAUUCAAGAAUCCAUACUUCCUCGGUGAAAAGACCCUGUCAGAAGCAACGUGUGGCGAGACCAUCGAAUUGAAUCUAAUUCCGAUAUCAGUGUCGAUCGACUCGCACGAAUCUAAUCUUCUCGCAGUAACCCGCAGCAAAAUUUUCGACGACUUGAACAAAGUCUCUUCCACAUUGCGAAUCUCUUAUAAUAAUGAUCUAGAAACUGGUAACGUCACCGAGAUCAUCGAGAACGAUGAGAACGAUGAACCUGACAAAAAGGAAAUCCAAAAGAUUCCGGAUAAUGGGAAAAGUAUAGUUUAUAUUUCCGAUCGUGCGAUGGAACUCGCCGAUCGCAAUAACGACGAAAGAAAAAAAGUUCAAAGAAAGUGGCUUUUCAAUGAGACGAAGCGAUCGAAUAACGUAACGAGCUCUCGAUCGAACGUGAUCACACAAAAAAGUAGCUCGUACUUCACGGGCGAUACUUCGAGUUCCAUGAGCAAGAUAGAUUUUGAAUCUUGCCGGAUAUCCAAGAGUAAUAUCAGCAUGAAUUCUUCUUUCAAAGAAAUAAACAUUCAAAAUGAUAUAUUGGAAUCGUGCAUAGACUCGUGCAUCAAUUUAUUAAGGAAAGUAGAAACGGAUAAAAAUGAAUCGUUGCAAUCGAUAGAUGUAACGUCGAGCGAAUGCGCUUCCAACGACAAUGAGACAAGUAACAAAACAUCUGUUUCGUACAUCGAAGCGAACGAUUGCAAAUCGACUAAUGAAAUUUUCGUGCAAAAAGAAUCGAACGUGAAACAAUUGAAAAAUAAAUCCGAGGGAUUCAUAUUCGAUGGAAGCAUCCAGUACAAGAAACCACCUGUUGACGAGCAAAGCGUAAAGAGAAAUUCGCGUGCGAUUAAUUCGAAUUGGGCCAAAUAUAAAAAAUCAAGCAUCGAUACGAAAUCGAAAGAUUCGAUAAAGGUAGAACGUGGGACGUAUUCGAAGAGAAACCUAACGAGUAAUAAUUCUCAGCUUAAAAUAAAAAGUGAUUUAAGUAUAAUCGAUGGCAAAGAUAACGCACCAAACGCUACAAGAUCUUACACGAGGCCGAACAGUUGCAAUCUAUCUCAAGAAAGAUCUCGACCUUGCGCGAGUUCUUGUAAAAAUGAUUUUUCGUCUCGCUCUGCCGUUUUCUCGCAAUGCGAUGAUCGAAGAUCGACGAAGGAGGAAGCGAAGAAAGACAAAGCUAAAUUCGACAAAACGGAAACGCAUUCUAAUCACGCGCUGUCGACUCCGAAGUCAUUUUCGAAAUCUUGCAUACCCAUAUUGAAAAGUCGAUUGGAUGCACGAAGAAUGGAACAUAUAUGUCGGCCGAAAAGUCCGAUGAGGGGACCCUUAACGAUGACUGGAUUAUAUCGGGAUAAAAUAAAUAAUAACGAUGAGAACGUCAACGAAGUCAACGUGAUUCCGACGGAAGGUACUUCUAUGAAUAAAAAAGAAUUGCAGCAACAUCUGGAUAACAGUAAAACGUUCGAGACGAGAUUUAAAACGGGAUCAUCCAAAGAAAGUACGAACGUCAUCGAUGAAAAUUGUAGCAAUAACGCGUCUCGCGAACGGACGAUAAUAUACGUGAAUAUAAUUAAUCAUCACGAUCACAAUGUGACGAGAAUAUUGGAUCCUGAAAAAUUUCUCGAGUAUACGAGAAAAGAAGUACUCGUUGCGCAAAACGUAAAUGAGCUGGACGCAAAAUUAGAGAACAAUGCGUCAUCAUCUUCCGUAAUAAUGUCGCAGGAAAAAGAUACCUUGCCGAAACUCGUAACCAUCGUGUCCUCCGUCACGAACGAGGCCGAUAACGACGAAAACGAUUCCAACGGUACGUCCAGUCGGCAUGUAUUCACAGGUACAUUAAAAAAUUUCUGGUUUGUUACCAUUCACCAAAAGGAAAUGGAAGUUUCGGUGAAGCCGUCCGUUACGGACACGAGCACGUCGAUGUCCGACUUUUUAAAAAUCAGCGAAACAAUGCCGUUGCACGAGCAUCAAAUAUUUGGAAUGCCAAAGGAAUUAAGCAACGAGGAGUAUUCUUACUUGUUCGAAAUUCUUACCCGGAAACAAAAUCUCGGCCAUUUAAAGGAGAUUGAAAACUUGUGCCAGAGACUUAGGCUAGGAAACAAAAAUUUAGAGUGAUCUUACCGUCGAUCGGCUUAGGCAUUAACUUUUCUUUUUUUGUAAACGCAAACCUGUCGGAUCCUUGGAUACGAUGUUGUCUUUUAUCAUAUACUUCUCUAUAUAUUUUCAUUGUAUAUAUGUACUCUUUGAG
This is a messenger RNA of Vespula pensylvanica (western yellowjacket), 4215 nucleotides long. RefSeq lists its product as uncharacterized. The transcript has a single exon. Bases 66 to 4082 code for a protein of 1338 amino acids. Lineage: Eukaryota; Metazoa; Arthropoda; Insecta; Hymenoptera; Vespidae. The record is from RefSeq and is a predicted model, not a curated record.